AUGGCAUGUAAACCGCCCAACUUUGCUUGUAUCGUCGCUGCCACUGCCGAGAAAUGGGGUAUCGGAAUAGAAAAUAGACUUCCAUGGAAAAUAAAACGCGACAUGAACUUCUUUGUGCAGGUGACAAAACGGGUGAUAAUUGAUCAUGAUGUAGUAAUGGGACGGCGGAAUUGGGAAUCUAUACCGCCAAAGUAUCAACCGUUAAAACAACGAUUGAAUGUUGUGUUAUCACGAACAUGGAAGGUUCCUCCUUCUCCCCCAAUCAGCAUUGAUCGACAAAGCAACAAUAGUAACACAGAAAGCUCUCUAGCUCAAGAUUUACCGCCAUUGUCAUUGUCAUCGUCACCUCCAAUCCUAUUAUUCAACGAUUUCUCGACCGCAAUUGACAAUCUGUCCGCCAAUCCCCAAGUUUCACGAAUAUAUAUAAUCGGCGGAUUAGCUGUCUAUGCAGAAGCAAUGACAUCACCGCUAUGCACACACAUCCUGCUCACACGAAUCUAUAAAGAAUUCGAGUCGGACACGUUUUUACCGCCGAUUGAUGAGACUGUGUAUCAACAAACGACGCACGAAGAACUCGUAAAUUUUGUAGGGAUGGAUGUGCCGAAGGGUGUUCAGGAGGAGAAUGAGAUUCCAUUCGAGUUCUUGAUGAAUUUGAUCGAUAUAUCAAAUACUCAUUUAACGGAACGAUUGCAACAACAGGAUGCGAUUGAUCGUGCAAACGAGUACAAAGAUUUGAUUAGCAGCAUCAAACUCGACGAGAAAGCUUUGAAAAAACUACAAGAAAAGAGUAGCACCUUGCCAAAGUUGCAACAAAAGACUAUCUCCUCUACGACUAUUGCAUCACAAUCACCACCGGCGAGUAAUAAUAAUACUCGAGCCACGUCCCCGGGUGCAAUUCUGUCAGAGAAUUCUUUAACGAAGAAUGAUGUGGAGUGGCUAUCAAAAGCCAUGAAUGAAAUACAUGAUGCAAUCAAUCAUAUUGAAGUUCAAUUCAUGGGUGAUUUGGUAGUUCCUUUAACGUGGAACGCACCAUCGCCUGUUCAUCCUGCUCACGGAUAA
Molecule: messenger RNA, 1059 nt
Organism: Ambispora gerdemannii
Lineage: Eukaryota; Fungi; Glomeromycota; Glomeromycetes; Archaeosporales; Ambisporaceae
Source: the annotation of a GenBank genome assembly